This is a messenger RNA of Capronia coronata CBS 617.96, 936 nucleotides long. Its product is annotated as UDP-glucose 4-epimerase. The coding region runs from base 1 to 936 and encodes 311 amino acids. Lineage: Eukaryota; Fungi; Ascomycota; Eurotiomycetes; Chaetothyriales; Herpotrichiellaceae. The record is from RefSeq and is a predicted model, not a curated record. The transcript has a single exon.
AUGGCUUCCACCUUGGGAAAACGAAUUGUCUUCACCGGUGGCUCUGGAAAGGCUGGACGGCAUUGCAUUCCAUACUUGUUGGGCAAAGGACACCAAGUUCUCAAUCUGGACUUGGUGGAUUUCCCCAAGGACCAUCUACCGGUCGGCAAGGAUGUCUAUACCAUGAAAUGUGACCUGACCGACGGCGCGCAGACCUUCAACGCCCUGUCCUCGCUCUUCUCCAUGGAAGAGUAUGCGCUGCCAAAACACCCAGGGCCCCCUGAUGCUGUCGUCCAUUUUGCAGCAUAUGCUCGAAACAUGAUCGUCCCUGACAGCGAGACAUUUCGCGGCAAUGUCAUGAGUACCUAUAAUGUCGUCGAGUCGGCAUGUAAACUGGGUGUUACGAAGAUCAUCAUUGCAAGCAGCGAAACAACCUACGGUGUCUGCUUCAGUCAAGGGGAUGAUGAAUACCAUUCUUUCCCCCUUGAUGAGGACACCUACGAUCGAAAUCCGAUGGAUACGUAUGCGUGCAGCAAACUGACAGGUGAGCGCAUUGGUCGCACCUUUGCCCGUCGGUUUGGCGUGGACAUCUAUGCAUUGGUAAUUGGGAAUGUGAUCGAGCCGCACGAAUAUGAAAGAGACUUUCCUCGACAUGUUGGGAGCCCAGAGACAAGGAAGCGGAACGCGUGGAGUUAUAUUGACGCAAGAGACCUGGGGCAGAUCUGCGAUUUGUGUGUUGCGAAAGAUGGACUCGGAUUUCAGGUCUUCAAUGCAACAAACGACACCAUCACCACUUCUGUUCCUACGGAGGAGUUUCUGAAGAAAACAUGUCCCCAAACCCCAAUCACCCGAAGAAUGGACGAAUGGGAGGCGCCCCUGUCAAACAAGAAGAUUCGCGAGGUGCUGGGGUAUAAGGAUGUCCACAACUGGCGUAAAUACUACAAUCACAACGAGUGA